Messenger RNA from Caretta caretta (loggerhead turtle), 1433 nucleotides. The record is from RefSeq and is a predicted model, not a curated record. Lineage: Eukaryota; Metazoa; Chordata; Testudines; Cheloniidae.
UGCGCGCCCGGAGAAGGCGCCCGGCCGGCGGAAUGGGCGGCGGCUCGCGCAAGGACCGCAUGUCACAAUGCAGCUGCCGCCCACGAGCAGCGACCCCAGCAACCGCCCCCCGCCGGCUGCGGCCUGCAGAGAGCCCACAGCUGCCGCCGCGCCCGGCGCGGGGCUGGGUCCGCCAAGGCGUAACCGAGGCAAACCACAGGCAGCCGGCCGCCCGGGGCAAAGACCAGGGGCUGCGUCAUGGCCGCCAGUACCCCCAGACCCUCCCUCGGAGCAGCCGCUGCGGGGAAGAGGAUGAUAUAUACAGGCCCAGAUGCUAUUCGUGAUUACAGAACAAAGCUCCCUGAGUAUCCUCGCUACAUCGGAGCAACCACUCCAGCACAAGGGGCCACGAGUGACCUUGAGUACUUGUGGCGUACUGCCCCCUGGACGACUUCUAUAUUGCCCCACAAACGUUCCUACCCUGGACAAAUUGGCUGGGGAGUAACAGAAUUUAGUUAUCUCAACAGAGGAAAUCUGCUCACUGGCAUGCAGAUUAAGACUGGAGAAUUCCGUCAGGCUGCUGAAGAUGAGAUAACUCAUCGAUACCAGAAUCCAUGGCAGCCUCCACCCAGUAUUCUUGAUCUACAAGGCUGCAACACUAGGGGCAGGCUUGCUUGGAAUUGCACUGACUAUGACAACUUCUAUCAUGCAAAGAGCAAAUGGGCUGCAAUGACCAGGGACAGCUGGUCAUCAAGGGGAUCUGCGCUUCCAAGGUUAAAGGUACAGUACUUUCCCUCACAGCGGUAUAGCUGAAAAAUUUCAACUUGAGACUGUGGUAGUGGCAAGAAAAUGAUAGAUGGAAGGAGGAGGCUGGCUUCUUAGAAUUGGUCCUGGUGCUGUAGGACUUGGCAACGCUUUUUAAAUGGGGAACAAUUUGCUGUCUGGGGAAUCAUAUACUCUGUUCCAGAAGAAAGUUUAGCUAAAUAAACCUGCUUAAAACUAAAGUGAUCAGCAUCAGCAGGCCAGUCCCUAUACAGGUUUUUAGGGCCUAUAUUGAAUCUCAAAACAAGUCUUAGCACCUGUAGCGUACAGUAUUCUAGGAACACAGGAAUAGAUGUAACACUAAUAGACACCAAAGCAUUACUGGUUUGUUCGUGAUAAGUAAACAAAUACCAAGAGGAGAUUAACUGUCUAGGCUUUUUUGUGUGCGUGUGCACACACUCCUAGGCCACAGAGGUACAACAGUAAAAUAAAACUGCCCAACAGUUCAUAUCUGAAACGAAAUGGUUAUACGCAGUGUUGGAAUUCAGUUCCAGAAUGGGGACCCACUUUCUUGUUGCUCAGAUACCAGCUCCAGUCCUCUUUCCAUAUAAUUCAAGUUGGAUACCCCAAUCACCUCAGCACUCUGUGGUAGGGGAAAGGCCAUGAAAAAGUACUCGUGAAUCCAUUCUUCU